CUGCACAAGCUCCUUGUGUUGCCCUUGUCCGUACUUAGCCAGGUCUGCGUGUGUGGCACCAGUUUAACUUCCGUCCAUGGCCAAGUCAAUGAGUCUGCUUUGGGGGGCCGGAUCCCCGCCCUGCUGGCGUGUCAUGAUCACGCUGGAGGAAAAGAAGCUGCAGGGCUACAAACACAAACUGCUGUCCUUUGAGAAAGGGGAGCAUAAAUCCCAGGAAGUCUUGGAAAUCAACCCAAGAGGACAGCUCCCUGCCUUCAAACAUGGAGACAACAAAGUGAACGAGUCCACCGCAGCGUGUUUAUACCUCGAGAAUCAGUUUAAGUCUCAGGGAUACAAGCUGAUUCCUGACGGUCCUGCAGAGCAAGCUGUGAUGCACCAGCGCAUGAUGGAGGGCCUCACCCUCACGGACAAACUCAAUGCCGUUAUCCACUAUGACUGGUUGGUCCCUGAAGAAGAGAGACACGACUCUGCUGUGAAAAGAAACAAGGAGACUUUGACCUCUGAACUGAAACUCUGGGAAAGCUACCUGCAGAAUGUGUCUGCAGGCUCGUACCUGGCGGGGGCCUUCUCUUUGGCAGACGUGGUCCUCUUUCCCAACAUCGCUUAUGCAUUUCGAUUCGGGCUGUCUGUGGGACGCUACCCCAAACUGGCCAAAUACUACAGCCUCCUGAAGGACAGACCCAGCAUCAAAACUAGUUGGCCCCCACACUGGUUGGCCAGCUCACAGGGUUACGACGUCCUCAAGGACCUCUGAAAGACGAAAAACAUUUUUUUUUUUUUUCAUUUAUUUUUAUUUCGAUCAUGUGCUCAAUAUGGUACACUCAUUCAUAGCAUAUCGUGUAAUCAUUUGGAUCAGAAAGGAAUAGGCUGAAGCUCUGAGCUUAUAAAUGCCUACCCUUUAACCUUCACAUUAUUAUUAUUUACACUUUCUACAACAAAUGCUUUCUAGCAUUUCCACCCAAAAAAGAAGCAAACACAAAACAAAAAAUAUAUAUAUGUAACAACAAAGAACCAGUAAGAAAAGAAAAAAGGAAAAAUAAAUAAUAAAUAGUCCUGAUUAACACGAGGACAAAAAGAUCAGUAAAUAUUACCUGCAUAAUUCCAUAAUUCUCUCUCUUGCAUCUUAUCCUUCAAUCUUGUUGGUAUUUACCAAUCAUGGUCUGUUUUAAACUAUUUUUAAACUGUAUGAUGUUUUUACUUUGUUUAAGAUUAUCUGGGAAGCUAUUCCACAACUUAACCCCUGUAACUGAAAUACACAUACUUUUAAGUGUUUUUUUAACUGUUGGUUGUUUGAGAUUGUGUUCCCCCCUUAACUCAUAUUGCCCAUCUCUAUCCUUAAACAGUUUUUGUAUGUUGCAGGGGAGUGAAUUAUUCUUUGCUUUGUAUAUUAUCUGUGCCGUUUUAAAUUCAACUAAGUCAGUCAAUUUUAGUGUGUUUAAUUUCCAGAACAAAACAUUUGUGUGAUGAUAAAAUCCUACAUUAUUUACGAUUCUUAUUGCUUUUUUUUGCAUUACAUAAAUGGGUUGAAGAUUGGUUUUAAAAGUAUUUCCCCAAAUCUCCACACAGUACGUCAGAUACGGUAAAAUUAAUGAAUUAUAAAGUAAUUAUAAUGUUUUUAGGUUUAAUAUGUGUCUAGUUUUUCCUUGAAUGCCGAUACUUUUAGCCAACUUUGAUCUAAUAUAUUUCAUGUGGGGCUUCCAGUUAAGAUUUGCCUUCAUCAAUCUAUUACAUGCUUACAAAUGUGUCGGGUGUAAGGGUCUCGUGUGCCAGCUACAUGACAGUAUUUUCCCUGAACAGAACUGACACUGGUCACAGUUGAUCUGAUUAUGUUUUACUGUACUAUCUCUUUAAGACUGUGAAUACACUCUGUUACUAGCAGUCCAAAA
This is a messenger RNA of Cololabis saira (Pacific saury), 1886 nucleotides long. RefSeq names its product glutathione S-transferase A-like. The record is from RefSeq and is a predicted model, not a curated record. Bases 77 to 754 code for a protein of 225 amino acids. Lineage: Eukaryota; Metazoa; Chordata; Actinopteri; Beloniformes; Belonidae. Gene Ontology annotation, cellular component: cytoplasm. Gene Ontology annotation, molecular function: glutathione binding; glutathione transferase activity. The transcript has 6 exons.